AAUGUAAAGGCACACAUUAAAAGCAUACAGACUGAGAGUGAUAUCCAGGUUAGGGUUCUGUUGGAGAAGAUUGCAAAAAUGGAAGUGGAUAUUGGGGCUGGUGAGAAUGUGAAAAAGGACCUGCAACAGGCACACUUUGAGGUACAAAGCAUGGUCAAGGCCAGACAAGAAUUGACUGCCAAAAUUCAACAGGCAUCCCAGGAAUUGCAGAAAACUUAUAAUGAUCUUAGGAAAAUACCACGGUUGCAUUCUGAACUUGACAGUUGGAGGAAAGAGCACCAGAGAUUACAUGCUACCUUUCAGCAUGAAAAGGGUUUAAACAUUGAGCAGGUGGAGAACAUGCAAGCAAUGGAGAAGAAUCUAAUUUUGAUGGGAAGGGAAGUGGAUAAGUUGCAAGCUGAAAUCAGGAAUAGUGAGCUGACAUUUCAUGGUCCUAUACCACCGAGCUUUUCUGGUGGUCACUACUUGAAUAGUAAUACUUCAUACCCACCCUCAAUACAAGGUGGCAGUGCCUAUGUUGUUGGAUAUGGAAUACCAACUAUGAUGCCGAUGGUUGUCAACCAUGUACCAGAGAAUGAUGGCUUUUGGUAGUGGCAUUCUUCCAGCACCUGCAGCUGUUCCUGGUGCUGAUGCAGUGUGGGAAGGACCAUAUGAUCCAUCACUUGCUCAAGGGUGAACAAAGAAAAGUUCUCAUUAUAAGCCCCUUCGUAAAUUAUUUGGUCUUAGCCAGGUUUUUCGGUUUAUAAGGGCAAGGGGUUUUCUGGUACCUGAUAAGAACCCCAAGAACUUUAGACGGUUUCAUGCUAUCAGUUACACCAAGCCAAGUCAUAUUUUUCUGUAGAAUGUCUCAGAUUGCAAUCUGCAUCCUUCUCUGAAGGGAUGGUUCAAUUUAGAAGUUGUAUGAAUCCUUGUUGGUUAGCAGAAAGCUAAGUAAAGCUCCCACUUCUCUCUGUUUUUGAAGCAGCUACUAAUGACCGGUGACUAGUUUUCUGUUAAUUUUGCAGGCAAGGGUUGAACCAUGGAUAUGAUGAUUAAGUGUGGAUGGGUGACUGCAAAGCUAGAACUAGCAGUGCAUCAUCAACAAAAGAUUGCCUCAUAUGCUCUGCUAUAAAAGCAUUCGGCUUUGGAUGGCUUCUUGGUUCCUCAUUGCAUAGCUUUAAUACUCCUGCCAAUACGUUUUGGAUUGAAUUGAGAAACUUUGUUCAAGCUAGCAAGUUAUGUUUGUGAAACUAUUCAUUGAUCUCCAACUUUAUCUUGAAACCUCUUGUUUUUACUGGUAUAUAGUCGCUAGUUUUAUUUUCUUUUGACAUUAAUGAUUGGAUAAAACAAUAUGAGAUUG
Messenger RNA from Rubroshorea leprosula, 1339 nucleotides. The record is from the annotation of a GenBank genome assembly. Lineage: Eukaryota; Viridiplantae; Streptophyta; Magnoliopsida; Malvales; Dipterocarpaceae.